UGUUCAGAAAAAUAGGGGAGGGAAGAAGGUGGAGAGUGUCUCGGCAGAGAAUUUAAAAAAAAUUAUCAAAGAGAUGAUAAAAAAGGCUCUAGAUGACAAUGAUCACCUAGUGAAGCUCCACAAGAGGGUCUGCGAGGAGUGGUCCUCACUCCUGAACAAAAACCCCCAAAAACCUCCAGUGGAGGCGCCUCAGUCGAAGAAUAAAUCCCCAAUGACAGUGAACGCCCGCAAAAAAAUCGAAAAACCCGAAUUAAAAAAUGAAACUUCCUCCAGUUCCUCCAAGACCUCCAGGAAAAUCAUCCAAAGGGAUCACGAAAAUCGACAGAAGGUUCACAAACUAACUCGCCCUAAACAGGAAGACGGCACGAAGAAGAAAAUAAAAGAGGAAGAGGAGAACGCACGGUGGAGGAGGGAGAGGGCGUGGGAAUUCUACCAUCAGCAGAAGAGAGUCCAGAAGGGCUGGAAGAUGCGCAAGAACUGGGAAUUGAAUUCUUGGCUGAAUCAGCUGGACUCGGUGCUCCAUCAGAAGUACCUGAGGGAGCACAGGCACCAGGUGCAGUCUUUUUACUGCCAACCGACGUAUUAUGGGACAGAUAUUCCGGACGCUUUGCACCAGCAGUGUAUGCAGUAUAGAUUCAUCAAUUCAAGCCAUUAAAACUAUUAUUUGCAAGUUAAAGAGAUUAUU
Molecule: messenger RNA, 685 nt
Organism: Diachasma alloeum
Lineage: Eukaryota; Metazoa; Arthropoda; Insecta; Hymenoptera; Braconidae
Exons: 3
Coding region: 74-655 (193 amino acids)
Source: RefSeq, a predicted model, not a curated record